AGUGUUUUAGUGUUGUAAAUUUAAAUGACAAGGGAUUUAGCUACGGCAAGCGGGUUUCAAUAGUUGCUUAGUGAGGCAAUAGUUUUUUUUGUGAUGGGUGCUUGAAGAUUAUAUUAAGAUAUGAUAUGCAUUAAGUAGAAACUAGGUUUGAAUAAGCGCCUUCACCAGCAUUACAUAAAUCAUGUCUUCACUUGCGGCGCUUAAAAGGUUAAGACUGAUACACUUAUGCAUUGCCAUAACUUUCUUUAUAUCUGGUCUGGUGAUAAAUCUAGUGCAGUUAAUAUUGCAUGUGGGCUUGAAACCUUUCAAUGUCGUGCUAUUCAGACGCAUCAUGUAUUACCUCUGCUAUUCGCUGAACUCCCAGCUACUCUUUGUUGCUGAAUGGUAUUCGAAUAGUAAAUUAGAUAUUUACAUGGAUCCAUAUGACUUUAAGAAGUAUAGUGGGAAGGAGCAUACCAUGCUUAUAAUGAAUCAUACAUAUGAAAUUGACUGGCUGGCCGGUUGGAUGUUUACAGAAAAGAAUGGUGUUUUGGGCAACUGCAAGGCUUAUGCCAAGAAAGCCAUUGCAUAUGUGCCUGCAAUUGGUUGGGCUUGGUAUUUCGCGGAAUUUGUCUUUUUGGAGCGUUCGUUCGACAAGGAUAAAGAGAUAAUUGCACGCCAGCUGAAAGAAGUGUUUGCCUAUCCAGAUCCUGUGUGGUUGCUGUUGAAUGCUGAGGGCACUAGAUUUACGCAGAAGAAGCACGAAGCUUCUGUUAAGUUCGCGCAAGAGCGUGGCAUGCCUUUGUUGAAACACCACUUAAUACCGCGCACAAAGGGUUUCACUGCAAGCUUGCCUACCUUACGUGGUCGUUGUCCAGCUAUUUAUGACAUUAAUUUGGCCUUCAAAAAGGAUGCAAAGAAUCCACCGACUAUUUCCUCUCUACUAAACGGACUGCCGGUAGAAGCUUACAUAUUCAUACGUCGCAUUCCACUUGAGGAUGUACCUGAAAAUGAGGUGGAGGCUGCUGAGUGGCUUCAAAACUUGUUCCGCGAGAAAGAUCGCAUUAUCGAUAGCUUCCACACAACAGGCAGCUUCUUUGAAACGUCUGGCUUUAAGGAAGUUCCUGUUAUGCGCUUUAAAUAUCGCCCAUAUAAUAUGUUGAAUUUCAUUCUUUGGGCAGUAUUCUCGAUAUCGUUAAUACUCUACUAUUUAGUAUCUUCAUUUUUGUCACAAAACUGGAUUGGGCUUUCGAUUGCUGUCGGCAUACUUUUGGCAAUCUACAUACUUAUGGUGAAAUCGAUUAAUAUGUCAAAAAUCAGCAAAGCGUCAUCAUAUGGUUCCGAAGCACAAACACAUCCAAAGUCCAAUUAACUCAAAUGUCGAACAAGCACUCGCGUGCACACUCAUGCGAGCAAACAUUAUUACAAAUUUUAUCAAAAUGCACAAACGUACACAAAAUGAAACGUACAACCGAUAAGAUUCUAAGAUUGUAACCUUUAUAUAGGCGUAUGUAUUUUUACAAUAUCAUGUUCAUUGAAAGAACUGAAUUGUUACUAUUUAAGUGAAUAAAACCGAGCAAAGUUCAGAUGUAUUUGAAAAAUGCUAGCAAAUAUAUGUGCAUAUAUUAUAUAAGAAUAUACAUACAAGAUGUCUGUGAACUAUAGCAACGUAAGUGGAGGACCCUUUAGAAUUUACUUAAAUACCUUACAUUAAUAUUUAUGUGACCUUUUAAAUAGUAACUACAUUAGAAUAUUUCUGACAAUGAUGAAAUAGGAAAAAGUCAGUUGACUAUAUAAGUUGAAUUAAGAUUUACUAUAACACCGAAAGGAAUGUCUUAGAAUUUCUUAAACGUUUACCGCUUCGUAUAUUGAAGCAGAAAAUUCCUAGAAGCACAAUACAACCACCUACUACAAUUUAAGUGUUUUACGACUGUAAACCACCUAUUGAAUAUGGUAAUAAGAAAACUUCCAAUAAAAAUAGUUAACUAUUGAGUUAAGUUGUUUGGAAGAGGUAAUGGAAGUUAGUGUAAAGAGGCUAGCUGAAAAGUAGAUCAAUUUGAAUUUGAUAAAUAAAUAGAAAUAUAUUUCAUACAGAUAAUUUAUAGUUAUGGAUGUUUGGUAUACUUUUUUAACAUACUAGUUAAUUAACUACAGAGCAACAUAUUUUUUUUUUUUUUGUUUCUAUGGGUUUUCAAUCAUUUCUACGCAAAAUAAAAUUCAAAUCUCGGUGGAAAUGUUUUCCUCUCGUUCCUAAUUAAUAUUAUAAUAUUUCGAAAAAGGGCUUGAAGAAAGAAAGGGAUAACUGUUGUUAAUCUGUGUGCAACUGUGUUAACGAAAAUUAGAUAUUUAGUAGCAGCCAAAAAUAGAGCUUGUUCAAGCACGUAAUUAAAGUAGCAGUAUCGUGGUCGCUGAAGCCGUACCAUUCGGGAGUGCGUAGGUUCGAUUCUCCGUGCAUGAAACAGCAAAAUGAUAGAAAAAUUUUUUUUCUAAUAGCGGUCGCCCCUCGGCAGGUAAUAGCAAACCUCUGAGUGUAUUUAAGCCAUGAAAAAAUUCGUCAUAAAAAUCAAAACCGUUUGCCGUUCGGAGUCGGCUUAAAACUGUCAGUCCCUCUAAUUGUAGAACAACAUCAAGAUGCAAGCCACCAAUAAGAGGAGGAGUGAGGCCGGACAUAUAUAUAUAUAUUGCAGCACCUGUAAACUUCUGCAACCCUGUUGCAAAUGCUAGGCCAAUACUUUUCUGAUGUUCAGCACUUAUUUUCGACAAAUAGGGUAAACACACGAGGGUAAACACGUAAAUAAAAUGUAUGGAGUUUCCUAUAAAUACUUUCCUUGAUAAAUUUGGUUCAUAUUUACGAUAAUUUACAAUUAAUUUCAAUAAAAUGACAAAGAAAAAAAACGAAGCAAUCAUGCAAACAAAAUUUUUAUGUUACAGAUUUAAGAGCCUUUGUGCGCAACAAUGACCUAAUUUGGGACAGUUAGCAUGUUAUACUUUCACCGAAGUUGGCAGAAUUUCACAUCAAACAGGAUACUUAAAAAAUCGUGUAACACCGUGGUUGUGUUUGCAACUCGAAAGAGCUCAUAUUAGGUUUGUUCAUGUAAAAAUUAUCCAGUAACUUAAUUUCCGAGAAUUCUCUCUCAAAGAGAAAAAUAUCAAAAAAAAAGUACAUACACGAAAACCCAGUAACAAUUUGCAAGUUUUACGAAUAGCUGAUUAAAUUGUUGGCAACAAAAAUCACAAAAAUUAAACAUUUUUUCACAUGAGCUACCUCGUAUUAAAUAAAAAAAAGCAAAUAAAAUGCAAAACAACGAGCUUCGGAAUGACAUGCUUUCAUUUUGUCAGAUGAAGAACAGUCCAUUAGUAAUUACAAUUCGCAAAUUUUAAUUCGUGUUUAUUUUUACUUUGCUAUCAACUGUUUUCCUCGUUUCCCGUUUUCCUGUUUCCUGUUUCUUACAAGUCAAAAAUUUAUCCAGUAAAAACUUGCAACUUCCCCUCAAAAUGAAAUAACAUUUUGCUCUCUCACUUUCCCCUACUUUGCAAGUUGUUUGGGUACAUGAACACUAAAACGUGAUAAUUUGUAACAAUUGUUACCAACUAUUUGCUUCAUGAACAGACCUUCUAUUUUUCAUUGACCUCAUGUCCCUUGUUUUCCAAAACUGUAUUGUUCAAAAUAAAAUAAAUAGUUCAAAUCGAAAUGUUUCUGGCUAACAAAAAGGAGAAUUUGCUUCAAAUCUACACUCAUUCUAAAAACGGAUUUGUAUAUGUUUGUAUAUUGCAUCUUCCAGAAAGUGUUUUUAGAAACGUGUCGACAGAUAAUUUUAAAUUUAAUUUGUGCGUAAAAAUGUUGACAAACCACUUUAUUGGCAUGCCGAAUGAAUUUUUAUAGUGAUAUAUUAGAAUUUAAAAUAUGCAAACACAAAUUCUGAAUUAAUACUGUAUUUAUUUCUUAAACAUUUUCAAAUACAAAUAUAAAUAAAAGUUUAUUAUAUUUAUAUACUGGA
Molecule: messenger RNA, 3977 nt
Organism: Anastrepha ludens (Mexican fruit fly)
Lineage: Eukaryota; Metazoa; Arthropoda; Insecta; Diptera; Tephritidae
Product: 1-acyl-sn-glycerol-3-phosphate acyltransferase gamma-like
Exons: 5
Coding region: 182-1351 (389 amino acids)
Cellular component (GO): endomembrane system
Molecular function (GO): 1-acylglycerol-3-phosphate O-acyltransferase activity
Source: RefSeq, a predicted model, not a curated record